UUUUGCUGUUGUUGUUGAGUGGUAACGAGUGCAUCCAUCCGGUAUAUUCCGCUUCGAAAAGUGAAUGGAAGUUGUUUGGACUGAUUCUUGCAAUCGCCGUUUUUUUGCAAUUGAAUCCGCGCUCGAAUCACGUCUACAGAUAACGGCGAGAUGAAAACCUUUUAACGACCUGUUCCUCGGUUGAUUUAUGUAUAUUCCUCGUGUUUGUGCGCUUGUGCACGCGCGUGCGUGGUGAAACUUCGUAACAUACCGACGGCGUUGGUGUGUUCUCGUUACCGUUGUGGAAUGUUUGGUCUUAUAGUCAUGGUCUUGUCUUAUUAGAUUCGCGACAUUUUGCUUCUACAUAGUCAGCAGCAGCAGACAGUGGUGUGGUCGUCUGACGGUCGUACCACUACCACCACGCCAGCGGCCGCCAUGUCCCGACCACGGUUCUCGUGCAAGCCCCAAGACAUCAAGAAUGCCAUCCGGAAAAACCUCCUGCCCAUACUCACCAUCUCCGGCGUCUCCGGGGGCAUCAUCCUGGGCAUCAUCCUGCGGUACUCGCGGAGUACACAAUGGACGAAACGUGAGAUCAUGUACGUGGGUUACAUCGGGGAGCUAUUCUUGCGUGCUCUCAAAGCGCUCAUUAUCCCCCUCAUCGUCUCCUCACUCGUAUCAGCUAUUGGAAGCCUCGACCUGUCCUUGUCGAAAAAGAUCGGCCUGCGCGCCGUCGGGUACUACAUGACCACGACGGUCCUGGCAGUCAUCCUUGGCAUCAUUCUGGUCGUCACCAUCCAUCCUGGUAAAGGGACCGACGAGGACAUCACCAAGGCAGGCGAAGGGCGUACUGUCUACACUCCCGAUCUCCUCAUGGAUUUACCCAGAAACCUCUUCCCGCCAAACUUGAUUCAAGCCUGCUUUGAAACGCACAAGACAGCAAUCGUGGAACCCAAGAUCGGAGAAAACGAUACGCGAAUACCAGAGUGGAUAAGAAAGUAUAACUGGACUGAAGGAGCAGAGUUGCCUAAAUCAGAAUGGGAUAUUGUUAUGGAACACACCCGAGCAUUAAAUAUCAUGGGAUUGGUGAGCUUUGCUACCUUUCUGGGCUUAGCCCUCUCCAAACUAGGGCCUAAGGGCAAGCCUCUUCUUGAUUUCUUCCAGUCUCUCUCAGAUGCCUCCAUGGUUAUUACCUCAUGGUUAAUUUGGAUCUCUCCCGUUGGUAUUCUCUUCUUGGUAGCCUCCAUGAUGAUUGAGAUGGAGGAUUUCAGCGUUAUGCUUGGUCAACUGGGAAUGUAUUUUGGCACGGUCGUUCUUGGUAUUUUCAUCCAUGGUUUUGUUGUAUUACCUCUUCUUUACACGCUGUUGACUCGGAAGUUACCAUUCAGAUUCUUAGCCAACAUGACGCAGGCAUACAUCACAGCCUUUGCUACAGCCUCAAGUUCUGGAACAUUGCCAGUGACAUUCCAGUGUCUUGAAGAAAAGAACCACAUUGAUACCCGCGUUACACGUUUCGUCAUUCCAAUUGGAGCUACUAUUAACAUGGAUGGAACAGCUCUUUAUGAAGCCGUUGCUGCUAUAUUUAUUGCGCAAGUCAGAGGAAUGGCUCUUACUAUUGGACAAAUUGUUGCUAUCAGUAUUACUGCAACAGCAGCAGCUAUUGGAGCAGCUGGUAUACCUCAAGCUGGUUUGGUGACAAUGGUGAUGGUACUUGAUGUUGUUGGACUUCCUCCAGAAGACAUGACCCUCAUCAUAGCUGUUGAUUGGCUAUUGGAUCGCUUCCGUACUAUGAUUAAUGUCCUUGGAGACAGUAUUGGAGCUGGAUUGGUAUAUGAACUCAGUAAGAAAGAACUUGAGCGAAUGGGCAGCGUCAAUGUUAAUGGGGAUGUAGAACGUCCUUCCAAUGAAAUUGGUAUGGAUGCUGUAGAAUCAAGUAAAAUGUGAGAGAAGGUGAAGUCUAACUCCCAGUUUGAUGUCAAUUGCUCUAGUUCUACUAACCCUCUUCCUUUAAAGCUACAGAAUCUGGACUCUAGUAGCUCAUUGAGGGAAGCACAGGGUUGGAAAGAUCUAACUUCUUCCCAACAUGAAACACUCCUGUAAACUAGAAUCCCAAGUGUACAAUAAUGGCAUAAUUCUGUAGAGGGUGCUCAUUUUGAGUCUGACCAUAACACCCUCCUGACUGAAUCAGUUCUUUUAGGGAGUCAGACUAGUCCAAAACUUUAAUCUUCGGAAAUUGAAUUGCACAAGCAAACUUUUGUUUAUGGAGGAAUACCAGAUUCUUUUAUAACUAUUUUUACCCAUAUUUUGAGCACUUACAUUUAUAGAGUAACUCUUCAAGGGAAUUUUUCUUAAGAUAUAUGUGCAUGAAUUGUGUGAAAUUGGGCGAGUGGAAAUUUUGUACUACAUGUUGAAAGACUUGUUGUGCAAUACUGAAUUGCAAUCUGAACACCAUUCCUCUUGUAUGGCUAACUGGUGCUUUUUGUUCAAAAAGAUUCUUUCCAAAUAUUUUACCCUACUUUUAUGAAUUUUUUUGUAUUUGUUUUUUUGCAAGGCAAAAAGUUUUUAGACUGAGAAAUAUGAGUCCAGUCUAAAAAGGCAUAAGUAAAUAUGUGUAAUUUGUUAGGGAAUUGGCAAAAGCUGUUACUGUUGUCAAGUGAAAUCAUAUCAAUUUAUCAGACGAAGCACAAAUUAUUAUUGUACUGUAUAUAGAAUAAGUGCAUUUAUUGUACAUCAAAUGAUAAUAAUUAGUUUCAGAGUAUUUGGCCACUGUAUAGAAAGUUUUGUAAUUGUUGUCUUGUUGGAAAGUCUACAGAUAUAUAUUUGUUGUAAAGUAGUUGGGCCUCAAUCAUUGUAUUUGUGUCCGUGUCAUUAUGUCAAAACAUUCAUCUUCAUUUUCAAAUGUAUAAAUAAUUUAAGUAUUAUUUUCUUGUGAAACCAUGCAAUAGAACCAAAUAUUGUUCAGCCAAAAUUUGUGCAUGAACACUGCAAUACUGUCGAUUGCGUGCAUGCUCGAAUAUCUGGCUUAGGUUUCACAUAUCGCCCGUCAUGUAAAUAUCGGUGAACAUGUACAAAUGUGUGUAUUAAAAAGUCGUUAAUCCCAGGUCAUGUUAUACUUCUAUAAUAUAGAGCAAUGUUCUGUAUUCAUAUUUUUAAUUGGAAGAUUGGGAAUUGUUUUGUAAUUGUAACAGUUAUAGCAAUAUCAAUCAAUUAAUAAGAAUAUUUCUAAUGGGUUCUGUGUUGGACUGGUUCCAUAGGUUAUAUAGCAACUGAGGUUUUCCUCCCUUGCAUUAUAAAAGACCAAGAAUACCAUUAUAGUGCAUAAGUAAAAAUAAAAUUCUAAUUUUAACCCACUUUAUGUUGCUCUUGGCAAUAACUUAGGGUUAAAGGAUUUCUUUGAUAAAGAAUUUGUGAUCUAGGUAUUCUUCCGUAAAGACGACAAAAGAAACCAAAAUGUGUUGUGUUCUUUGUUCAUAGUACUGUAAUUGUGAAGGCAAAAGCAAUCAAUAUGCCUUUGGAAGCUUUAUUAGCAUUGUAAUAAAAUGUUACUGCUAAGGAUUAUCUGGUUGCUUAUUCCUUUACAACUGUAGAAACACAAGAUGAAAUAGCAGAGAGGAUACCAUAGGUAUGUUUGUGUUGUGUGGAUGUAAGUUACAGCAUUUAAAACUUAUUUAACCCCCAUUGUGACUGGUGAUCUAUUUGAGCGCAUGAAUGUGGUGCUUGAAAAAUGUGGGGUUCGUGAAUGAGUAUGACCUUGUCUUUAGUGAAUAAGAUAAACCUCUCUCCAUAUCAUAUUCUACUUCAUUAUUGUACUUGAGAGAAUCCAGUAGUUAUGUUUUUAUAGAAUAGUAGUUUGAUGAAAUAAAUGUAAGGAAUGUUUGUGCUUACCAUCAAUACUUGUUACUUUGUAAAUUUUUUAAAUUUUACUAAUUACUUCGUAUUUAUUGUUCAAAGGGGCUCUGAGUAUUAUCUAGAGAGUUAUUACAAGGUAUUCAUCUCAUAUAUACACAUGACCAAUGACCAAAAGCAGAAAAAAAAAAUUACAGCUAAAAUCAGAUUUUUUUUAUUGCACACAAUGUCGCUAUGUUUGGAAAUCGGAAAUAAAAAGGGAUAUUCCACGUGUUGAAAAUGCUAUUCAUUUGGUAUUGAAAUGAGACUUGUUAUGUUUGUUUGUUUGUCUUUACAGCUAUUGUUUCACAGUAGUCAGUGUUCUUUUUGUUUUUGCUUCACUAGUAUCAGAUAAUGGGAAUGCAAAAGGGGCCAUGAUUUUUUCUUUUGAGUUUUUAUUACAUAUUGCCAGUAUGUUCAUGAAAACCUAUCUGGUGCAUAAAUUAUAAAGUCUACAAGAUGAUUUUUUAAUCAACUGUAUGUUAAGCUCAAACUACAGUAUGACUAAAUAAAAAUUUAUAAUGUAAGAA
This is a messenger RNA of Macrobrachium nipponense, 4391 nucleotides long. RefSeq names its product excitatory amino acid transporter 3-like (gene Eaat1). The record is from RefSeq and is a predicted model, not a curated record. Bases 415 to 1920 code for a protein of 501 amino acids. The transcript has 12 exons. Gene Ontology annotation, cellular component: plasma membrane. Gene Ontology annotation, biological process: L-glutamate transmembrane transport. Gene Ontology annotation, molecular function: L-glutamate transmembrane transporter activity; glutamate:sodium symporter activity; neutral L-amino acid transmembrane transporter activity. NCBI's taxonomy places the organism in Eukaryota, Metazoa, Arthropoda, Malacostraca, Decapoda, Palaemonidae.